AUGUCGGACAAUAGGCCUUCGACGAACGCAAGGCCGAGUUCGAAUGUGAACCAAAACGGCAAGCGACGAAACGAGGAGGGCCAAGAUGACUUACCACAACCCUACAACGCCAGCUCUCUGCAGCCCGUGAAGCGACGAGCCGUCUCGCCAUCCGAGCAGCCUCGCAAGCAGAAGCGACCCGGCGCGCGCGCCCGAAUCUCCGAAUCCCAGCGCGAAGCCAUCCAGCGACGCCAGGUCGAGCGAGACCGCGAGAGCGCCUCCGCCUACGAGGAGCAGAACAACUCGCGUGGGAACCACGACGUCGUCCGGCAGCACUACAACAGCGUCCCCGAGCGCGGCCGCGAGUGGCGCACGAGGGACAGCAAGAUCAAGGGCCUGCGCGUCUUCAACAACUGGAUCAAGAGCUGCAUCAUCCAGCGGUACUCCCCCGACGAGGACCACGCGCCCGGCUCGCGCGAGGCGGGCCGCUCCAGCGGCAAGGAGCUGCUCGUGCUGGACAUGGGGUGCGGCAAGGGCGGCGACCUGAACAAGUGGCAGUCCGCGCCGCAGCCCGUCCAGCUCUACGUCGGCCUCGACCCGGCGGACGUGAGCAUCACCCAGGCGAGGGACCGGUACAGGAAUCUGAGCUCGCGCGGCGGGAGGGGAGGCCACAAUCGACGACCCCAGCCUCGUCUUUUCGAUGGCCGCUUCUACGUCAAGGAUUGCUUCGGCGAGACCAUUGAGAGCCUCGAGAUCAUCCAGCAGGUCGGCUUCGACCCGUCCCCCAUGAACCGGCGCGGCUUCGACGUCGUCAGCAUGAUGUUCUCUAUGCACUACGCCUUCGAGUCGGAGACGAACGCGCGCAACAUGCUCCGCAACGUCGCCGGCGCGCUCAAGAAGGGCGGCCGCUUCAUCGGCUGCAUCCCCAACUCGGACGUCCUGGGCGAGCACGUCCGGAAGUGGAACGAGGAGCACGCCGCCAAGAAGAAGGCGGCCGAGGAAGCGAAGCUCAAUGGAUCAGGCGCCGACGAAGAGCCCGCCGAGGAGAAGGAGGAGGGUGAAGCCGAGGACGACGAGCCUCCCGCCGACCCCGGCGCGGAAUGGGGCAACUCCAUCUACCGUGUCCGCUUCCCAGGCAAGACCCCCGAGGAUGGCGUAUUCCGCCCGGCCUUUGGCUGGAAGUACAACUUCUUCCUGGACGAGGCCGUCGAGGAGGUCCCGGAGUACGUCGUCCCCUGGGAGGCCUUCCGCGCCCUGGCGGAGGAUUUCAACCUCGAGCUGCAGUUCCACCGCCCCUUCCUCGACAUCUGGGAGGCCGAGAAGGACGACCGCGAGCUGGGCCCCCUGAGCGAGAGGAUGGGUGUCCGGGAGAGGGGAGGGGGCUCGCUCCUCAUCUCGGAGGAGGAGAAGGAGGCCGCAAGCUUCUAUCUGGGCUUCUGCUUCUACAAGGUGUAG
Molecule: messenger RNA, 1434 nt
Organism: Clonostachys byssicola
Lineage: Eukaryota; Fungi; Ascomycota; Sordariomycetes; Hypocreales; Bionectriaceae
Source: the annotation of a GenBank genome assembly